AUGGCGACUGGCAGCUCUUCUCCAUCCAAAUUCGUCAAGACCCGGACGUGCCUCUGCUCGCCGACGAACCACCCGGGGUCGUUCCGAUGCAGCCUCCACAAGAACCGGCCGUCGACGAGCAGCAUCCGGUCGAAUCGACGGGAAUUGGCGGCGGCGGAAGCGAUGGCGAAAGCGUUCACCUUACGGGCUUUCCUGCUGCAGAUCAUCAAGCCGUCGAAUCAGGAUCAGAAGCGGCGGAGGAAUUUCCAGCCCCGACCGUCGAGGUUCUUCACGAUGAACGCCAGCAGCGGCAGCGGCGGUGUAGCGGUUUCGUAA
Molecule: messenger RNA, 315 nt
Organism: Linum tenue
Lineage: Eukaryota; Viridiplantae; Streptophyta; Magnoliopsida; Malpighiales; Linaceae
Source: the annotation of a GenBank genome assembly